UGUGUACCGUGAUGCAUAUCUCCGACAUCCACCGCUAGAGUCACGUUUUAACGCUUUCAAUCGCCCUUCAAAGGGCGCAUUUUGCUUCGUGGUGUUGUGUCGUGGUGGUCUUCUAUUGGUUUGGUCAGCAUAGCUUCACUUCACGCCGAUCAGUGCACGGUGCUCAUCAUCCAUCUAUUAUCCUUUGAACAGCUCUCAGAGUUUACUACGUCAUUUGACAGGUCGGUGGUGCUGUCAAAAGCGGCGAAGAAAAUUGCGCCAAAAGCAAACAAAGUGCCCGGGCGGGUGGAAAAGCGUGUGUUCGUAGUGAACACGAUAUGGAUACCAACAGCCUGCUGAACAUGAACCUGGCGCUGAAUGUCGCCCGAAAGUGUCGCAUCUGCGGCAUGGAUAUCCUCGACCUGUCCUGUGCGUUUUCGAUCUUCGGCAGCGAUCGGCUAGAUCACAAAAUCGAACGUUAUCUGCAGCUGAACAUCCAAGCUGACGAUCUUUUACCGAAAUGUAUUUGCGGUUCCUGCUAUCUGAAACUCGAAAGUAUAGAUCAAUUCGCUUUGAUGGCGAACAGAACGGAGGAUGCCUUCCGGGCGUGGAUUCGCCGCUUGCGAGGCCUCAACUGUUCCGACGAGCCGGUGCAAAACGUCAAUCUAGUUUUGCCCCUCUUUAGACCCCAACAGUCGACGGCGGCGACCGAUUGCUCAGGCGACCAGAAAAGCAAUAUCCAAGCAUUUCACAUGAAGGAACAACAACAACAACAACAGCGGUUCUUCGUUGCCUCCGGCCUUCAGAAGCCGGUUCCAGCGGCCAACUUUACACAGGGCAACAUCACCCCCGCGGAGGUCAGCACCAUAUCGUACAGCGAUCUGAAACUUGGACUUCUGAUCAAAGACCAGGAGCUACUGAAGCUGAUCCUGAAAGCCCUGAAGUGGGCCGAAAAUGAUCGACGAGCAUCGUUCGAUGUGCUGAUACAGCGAUUGAAAAACUCGAGCUUCCGCGAGAUCCUCUCCAAUCACAAUCUGCUCAACGAUGGCGAUCUGACGCAGCUCCUGAAGUCCUACAUCGGUCAGGGGGUAAUGAACAGCUUCACGUCCCCACCUGCGACAGCAUCAACCGGUGCAACCGUCAACGCUAAUGUGCCGCCCCCAUUGGUGUUAUCGUCGUCCAUCGUGCCCCCGGCGGGUAAUGUUUUGGGAGGCCAUAUCGGCCAUUUUAAACUGGCACCGGUUCCACCGCAAACGGCGAUGGGUGCAGGAAAUACGUUUAAAAUCGAUGACGCCUCUGUAACGCAGAUGGAAGUGGGCAUUGAUCCUGAUCUUUACCUGCCGUACGACGAUGAAGACAGCAGCAGUGCGACCAAGUUUGACCACAGAUUUGACGAUCGGCAAGAUAACACGGUGACUAUUAAAUUGGUUACAACAUCCGAUAACUCUGAAGACGACCGGAAGAUGAUUCCUGCUAUUCUGAACGUUCGCAGCAGCAACCGGUUUCAGUGCAGCGUCUGUCCGGAGUGUUUCGCUACAAAUGGCGAACUGCAGCAACACAUUGUCCAGACUCAUCUUCCAACCGCACGCCCAAUGCCAUUGAUGUCGGAACAUGGCAAACCGGCGAUCAAGAUCCGGGUACGCAAAACCAAGCAUUUACUAUCGGCUCCACCGCUGCAGCCUACACCGGUCAAACCACUGGUCAGUUCUCCGGUAGAAACGGUUUCCAAAACACCACCCCCUUUGACGAUCGUACCAUUAAAGAUACCCGCUUCAACCACGAUCACCGUGGUUCCGGUUAGCAAACCUCAACCAUCAACAGGGGAAAAUGUGAAAUCAGUUCCCGUACGAGAACCAUUGCAAGAAUCGCCACCAAAGGUGGAACUGACACGCAAGUCGCAGCGAAAACCGGUGAAGAAAGUAAAUCCAUCGAGCCCGGUCCCUUCGCACAAGCAAAAGGUGACGAAAGCAAAAAAGUCAACCCCAACGCCCGUGGAAGAAGAGCGGCACCCGGUGACGAAGGUGUCCCGCAGGACGCCUUCCGCGUUUUGUACCGUGUGCCGGAAAACGUUACCGGCCCGCGAAAGCAUUCGGGAUCACAUGGAAAGGCAGCACUCUCGGUUCGAGUGUGAAAAGUGUGGCCGAGCGUUCAAAAGUGCCGUCAACUUGGCACGCCAUCAACAGUGCCACGCAGGGGUGAUGGUCGAGGAUCAGUCUGCGAAAACGAAACCCCAGAACUCACCAGGAGAUGAGCUGCACAAGUGCACGCAUUGCGACAAGGUGUUCCGGAAGUUGCUUCAUUUGAAGUUGCACCUGAACAAUCAUCACAACGAAAGCAAGAGCACCGUAAAGCCGAGCUCCACCGGUGCUGCCGCCGGAACUGUGACAUCGCUUCGCAAGCGAACGCCGAAUGGUGCCAUUGCAGGAAGCAGCGUGUCUGAAGUUGGCCGUACAAAGCGUAAAAGUACAAUAACUAGAAAAUAGCCCACUGAAGGGAGUGUUGCAGUAGUAAACAAAAAUAAUGCAAACGAAAGAGGCUAACGUAAGAAAACUGUGCCCGUGACCGAAGAGGCUCUAAAAGGUGCCGUGCAAAGUGUAUUAAGUUAGACCAAAAUACGUUCGAUACAAUCGCAUACAUCACCGUUUGGUAUGUUCGUAAGCUUAAGUUGGUUUUUAGUAGCGAAUAGGAAAAUGCUGAAUAUAGUAUGCACAAACCAGUUGAUUUC
This is a messenger RNA of Anopheles cruzii, 2704 nucleotides long. RefSeq names its product transcription factor E4F1-like. Bases 318 to 2462 code for a protein of 714 amino acids. Gene Ontology annotation, biological process: regulation of transcription by RNA polymerase II. NCBI's taxonomy places the organism in Eukaryota, Metazoa, Arthropoda, Insecta, Diptera, Culicidae. The record is from RefSeq and is a predicted model, not a curated record. Gene Ontology annotation, cellular component: nucleus. The transcript is spliced from 4 exons. Gene Ontology annotation, molecular function: RNA polymerase II transcription regulatory region sequence-specific DNA binding; DNA-binding transcription factor activity, RNA polymerase II-specific; zinc ion binding.